AUGAAGAAAACUAUAUUGAUCAUCGGCGGAACAGGUGCCCAAGGUGUACCUGUUGUCAAAGCCUUGGCCUCUGAUGCAAAGUAUAAUGUGCGUGUAAUCACGCGAAACGCUUCGUCCAAGGAGGCCCAAGACUUGGCAACUAUACCUGGAGUGGCAAUCCACGAAGGAAACGCCUACGAUGAGAUGACACUUCGUCAGGCUUUCAAGGGCAUCAACGGAGUCUUUGUCAACACAAAUGGACUUGCCAUCGGGGAAAAGGCUGAGAUAUACUGGGGCAUCCGACUUUAUGAACUGUCCCGAGAAUUCGGCUUGGAGCACUUUGUAUACUCAAGCCUUGAGUAUGCAUCAAAGCUUGGCAAUUUCCAAUCCAAGUACCGGUGCUUUCUUGAUGCAAAGGGAAAAGUGGCUGAUUACAUCUCCGCGCAGCCAACAGCCCCAAUGGCGUGGUCGGUGUUGACGGCCUGUACAUACAUGGAGUCUUUGACCGAGCUUCUUCGACCAACUCCUGACCCCAGCGACCCGACUACGCUUGUUUUUGCCGCCCCUCUUGGGUCAGCGAAAUUUCCUCUUCUGCACCUUGAAGAUUACGGAAAAUAUGUUCGAUGGGCCUUUGACACGCCGGCUCGCAGCAAUGGCCUCAAUCUGCACGUUGGUACAGAGGACGUCAACUGGAGCGAUCUCGCGGCUACGUUCACUGAAAUGACAGGUAAAAAGGCGGUAUAUAAAGACUUUACCCUGGAUGAAUACUUCAGCCGAGGAACUGUGCCAGAUCCAGAAAGGAAGGUUGGCCACUCAGCCGAUCCUAACGAUUCCACUCUGCUCACCUACAGGGAAAGCUACGGCGGGUUCUGGAGUUGUUGGAAGGAUGAGUUGAGUAAGAGAGACUAUGAUCUGUUAGACGAGAUCUUGCCGACAAGAAUUAAAUCCGUCCGAGAAUGGAUGAAGAAGACGGGGUACUCUGGAGAAGCGAAAUCAGUCCUCAAAGAUUACAGAGAUAGAACAGUGAUGCGCAAAGUUAGUAACAUGACAUAG
Trichoderma virens Gv29-8 is the source of this 1032-nucleotide messenger RNA. RefSeq lists its product as uncharacterized. NCBI's taxonomy places the organism in Eukaryota, Fungi, Ascomycota, Sordariomycetes, Hypocreales, Hypocreaceae. The record is from RefSeq and is a predicted model, not a curated record. The transcript is spliced from 2 exons. Bases 1 to 1032 code for a protein of 343 amino acids.